AUGGCCGUGUCUAUGAAGAUAAUGUCUCUUACUGUCGCAACUUUAGGUGUGAUAUCAUUUAUAUUUGGAGUUGUAGCGGAGAAUAAGAAGCCUGCAUCUGGAACUCCCAUCCCAGGCAAAGGCAUUGUUAUCUGUCAAUAUCCAGCGGACCCAACUGUGGCCUUGGGAUAUCUUUCUGUUGCGUUUCUUCUUGCUUCUUCAAUUGCAGGAUACUUUUCUUUGUUCUAUCCUUACCAACGAAAAUCCGUUCCUCGAGGUGCCUUGUUUAAGAGCACCAGUUUCUCUAUUUUCUUCAACAUUGCCCUGUUCACAACUGGAUUGGCUAUAACUUUGCUCGUAUGGCCUACUGUCACCGAGCAAAUUCACUUGACUCGCAAUGUUCAUCACAAUCUCGAGACAGCAUGCCUAACCGCUAAGACCGGUCUUCUGGGUGGUGGUGCAUUUCUAUCCCUUGAUUCAUCCCUCUUCUGGUUGGUUGCCCUGAUGUUGGCUGGAAAUGCUCGAGAGGACUACUUUGAUGAAAUAGAGGAAAACGGAGACAGUGCUGAGGCUCUUAAGAACAACGCAUGA
Messenger RNA from Cucurbita pepo subsp. pepo (vegetable marrow), 570 nucleotides. Lineage: Eukaryota; Viridiplantae; Streptophyta; Magnoliopsida; Cucurbitales; Cucurbitaceae. The record is from RefSeq and is a predicted model, not a curated record.